Molecule: messenger RNA, 1611 nt
Organism: Pleurotus ostreatus (oyster mushroom)
Lineage: Eukaryota; Fungi; Basidiomycota; Agaricomycetes; Agaricales; Pleurotaceae
Exons: 1
Coding region: 1-1611 (536 amino acids)
Source: RefSeq, a predicted model, not a curated record
AUGGAGUUCCACCACAAUCCGGAAGCCUCUGGAAAUAGACAUCGAUCCUAUAUACAGAGCGGUACCACACAUACACCCCAUCGUGCACCGUCGCCAUCGCUUCGGAGAGAAGCAAACAGAUCUGUGCCCCCGGAGCCUCCCACUGCUGAGAACCUUCAUCACACGGGCCGUCAAACGUUCAACAUUGACCCUGAUGUACCGUACAUUGAAGCUAAUGCUGGCGAAAUUGGGAUAGCGCAGAGCCAGAGCCGUCAGAACGACACAGAUGCAAACUCGAGAGGUCCAAGGGAAAUGGUUGGGGGCAUAUUAGGUGGGAUCAAGACAGCUAUGGCAUCGACAAGGGAGCGCGCUCGCACGAGCAGUGGACCCACGAACCCCACUACUAGGCCUAAAAGCCCCCCAACGCGUCGCGAUCGGCCACCCGAGGUUGAUAUGCGACCGACAAUGGAACCUACUACCACAGCCGUCCCAGAGAGUAUCUAUCAACCACCAGGGUAUGAUAUCUCUGCAUUUCAAAGGCUUGGUCCCGCAACGGUUCAGUUCGUUACAUCUACCGGAGUCCCCCUUGGUCCCCCACAGCCAGUACCCUCGAGACAGUACUACUUUGGCUCGAGGCCAGACGAUCUUCAACGUUCUGUACCCGCCGCCGCCUCGGAUGAUCGUGUUGGUGAUGCGCACGGUGACGAGGACUCUACCGUCGUCAGUCAUGACGAGAACCAUACCCAUACUACGCAGAAUCAGUACUUCGUUCCCCCAACGAUAGGAAGCCCUAUUCUCGUGCAACCUCGUCCCGCAUCUGACUACGCUAAAAUGUCCUCCCCUGCUCCUGCACCCUCAUUCAUGUCUUUCCAUGCACACAUGCAACGCAUCGGGGACUUCUUCAAGGCCGUCAAUAGGCUGCCGUGGGUUUCUGAAGAACGGGUGACGGUAGAUUAUAUCCCAAAGGAUGCGAGGAAGAAGAUUUCUGGUUAUACCAGAAGGGAUACAUAUGGUCCUGGGAGUAGCGAGGGCAGCAGUCGUGCGAGCAGCGAUUUCAGCAAUGUGUUUAAGAGACGAAAGACACUUUCGGCUCCUAGACCUUUGUUGUCGUGGUAUGGUGGAACUGGGAGGAACUCGGAACGUCAGACAGUGGAUUUGCUGUCGGGGUCGUCUAGUAGCCAGUCGCCUGAAAUCGAACCCUUCCCGUACUCAGCACAGGCAACUAGCGCUGCCGAUCAACAAGGAACACCAUAUACCAACACUGCUACACCUCUCCCGGGCGCUCCUCCAUUUCCGCCUGAAACACCACAGCAACGUCAACCCCAGCAGCCGCAACCUGAUCUCGCACGCUCUGUGGGCUCCCCCGAACCUGUUACUCCUUUCAACAACAACAGUCAGACGUACGUGAACGAUCACGAUGCUUUUGUUGACAUGGUGGACUCGGAAGCCCGAUUGGCCAGUAACACUCAGGAAGGGAGUGCUUGGCCACCGACUUAUCCGCACGGUUAUGUGUCAUACCAACCUCCAAUGGAGGGUGGGAUGCAGAAUGAAGCAAUUCAUUAUAUUCCGAUGAUGCAGACACAGAAUGUGCCCGUCUCAUAUAUGGUUAGUAUGCAAUCUAAUGGGCGUUAA